AUGGACGUCGGCCUCGUCGGCCUAUCCCUCGAGAACGAAAGUGUGGCCGGAAUUCUUGGAGAGACUGCCCGCCCAAAUAAUGACAAGGAUGGAAGAGCCGUGACGAAGGGGGAUGACGCGUUCCGCGGAACUGCCGAGGACUACCGUGUGUCGGGUGCCCUGGGCGGGGACUUUGCCCUCCUUCACCACGAGUGA
Ectocarpus sp. CCAP 1310/34 is the source of this 195-nucleotide messenger RNA. The record is from the annotation of a GenBank genome assembly. Lineage: Eukaryota; Phaeophyceae; Ectocarpales; Ectocarpaceae.